AUGUUUUCAUCAACGUGGAACUUUAUUAAACGCCACAAAAGAAAAUUUAUUUUCGCUGGCGCAUUAGUUGGUGGCGUAUACUUUUUGGGUAAAUAUGCACAGAGAAAGAUUAGGGAUAUUCAGGAAAGAGAGGCCAAUGAAUACAUCUCUCAGGCCCGAAGACAGUUCCACUUUGAGAGCAACCAGAGGACCUGCAACAUGACCGUGUUGUCCAUGCUUCCAUCUUUAAAAGAAGCCAUUAUAGCUCAGCUCAACUCCGAGAGUCUGACUGCACUGCUCAAGACCAAACCAGAUAACAAGCUGGAUAUCUGGGCGGACUUAAAGAUAAUUAGUUUUACUCGUACAAUAGUUGGUGUUUACAGCACGUGUAUGCUAGUGGUUCUGCUACGAGUCCAGCUCAACAUCAUUGGUGGAUAUUUGUAUCUUGACAACUCUGCUAACAAAAACACUACGGCUCCCAUGGCUCCUCCAGAUGUUCAGCAGCAGUAUCUGUCCAGCAUCCAGCAUUUAUUAGGAGAUGGUUUGAUAGAACUUAUGACAGUGGUGAAGAAAGCUGUGCAAAACUCAUUAGGAAGUAUGUCCCUGAAGCAGAGCCUGUCUCUGCUGGAGCUGGAGCAGCAGAUCAGUUGGAUGAGGGCUGAGGUGGAGGGUUCUGAGCGUCCUCUGUCCUGGUACAUGUUAGCAGACGACCAGGACGCACUCGCAGACCAGGCCUGUGGUUUGACUGAAAAUGACGUGUUGACAAUUCGCCUGCUGAAUGAGACCAGAGAUAUGUUGGACAGUCCAGACUUCACAAAGGUUCUUCACACUUGUCUGAACCGAGGUUUCUCUCGUCUGCUCGACAACCUGGCCACGUUUUUCAGAUCUCCAUCUGUGGAGUCCGAUCACAGCUUGGCACCUGACAGUUUGUCUGGAGUGAGUUUGCCGCUGGCUAAGAUCAUUCCCAUCAUUAACGGACAAAUCAACACUAUCUGCAGCGAAACACCCAGUCACUUUGUACAGGAUUUACUUUUGAAUGACCAGGUGAAGGAGUUUGCAGCCACCGUUUAUGAGACUUUUAGCAUGCCCCAAGAGCUUCAGAAAUAG
Molecule: messenger RNA, 1086 nt
Organism: Knipowitschia caucasica
Lineage: Eukaryota; Metazoa; Chordata; Actinopteri; Gobiiformes; Gobiidae
Source: the annotation of a GenBank genome assembly